Aspergillus sclerotioniger CBS 115572 is the source of this 779-nucleotide messenger RNA. RefSeq lists its product as uncharacterized. The record is from RefSeq and is a predicted model, not a curated record. Lineage: Eukaryota; Fungi; Ascomycota; Eurotiomycetes; Eurotiales; Aspergillaceae. The transcript has a single exon. Bases 181 to 669 code for a protein of 162 amino acids.
GGAAGGUAAAAGUGCUACUACUAGGUAGUUCCUGUUCGGACCGAAGAUUAGGCACGGACGGGAAAGUCAGGAAGCCAGGGAGGCAAGAAAAGGUCCCAGACUCCCAGGACGGUAGGACCAAGGAGCUGGUAAGCCGGGCGGGUUGGAGACAACCCAGUAUCUAGGUAGUUUGGAAUUCGGAUGGAGUUUGGAGUUUGGAUGGAUCGCUGCGAGGUGGAAUCGAGGCUCAGCAUCCGGUCCAAUCAGACGACCAUCCGACCGUACACAGUAGCGCCAACCCGAGCAUCUUCAGUUGUUCAACAACGCGCAGCGGAUAGAUACCUCCAGCCUGUUUUGCCCCCUCCCCGAACUCUACACAGUACGGGCCAAGAGGGGGAUCAGCAACGCACCAUGGCAGCGGAACUGCCAAGUCCUGUGGUGGCUAUGCGUGCCUCGAAGAUGGGACAACCAGCAAGAUGGAAGGAUCAAGAGAGUUUGCCAAUGUUGUCAAGACUGCGGAUCAUGAAGGAAUUGCGUGCGGGAGGCCGGGAGGCCGGGAGUGGCAGUACUGGCAGUAGCAAGAGGCAAGAGGGAACCAGGGAAGACUCGAGAGGGAUCCCAAGUGGAGCCUGGAUCCAGACGGGCGACCCAUGGGUGGCGCUGAUGGAAAAACCGGCCCAGAUACUCUAAAUGGGGGAACCGGUGAAUGGCGGAGGGAACGAGCCAGAAGAGACGUCAACUGAAGUGGGAGGCGGAGAAGCAGAGACGAAGAAGAGAAGGACUGAGGAAGCAAACCGGAG